Messenger RNA from Periconia digitata, 1089 nucleotides. The record is from the annotation of a GenBank genome assembly. NCBI's taxonomy places the organism in Eukaryota, Fungi, Ascomycota, Dothideomycetes, Pleosporales, Periconiaceae.
CUUCUUCAACUCUCUGCAAUGGCGCAAUCGCACAACGAAGCACUGGCACGUAUCCGGCAGUACGCUGAAGCGACUCGUGGUGGGUAUGGUGAUUCCAUGGAUUUCACCACUUCCUCUAGCGAAGCGCGUUUGGAGCGUACCAUCAAAGACCUGCAGGCACGCGUACAACAACAAGAGGCUGCUCUGGCUAAGUUACGCGCAGCAUCGGACAUUGAUAUUGAACAAGCAGCUUACGCAUCGGAGGAUCCACGCGAAAAGCUCAAGCAACUAUUAGUCGUCAAAGAUGCGUACACUCGAUUGAUACCAACGGUUCCUGAACUCCCGGGCAAGGGCUCAGCAGUGCCAGCGCUUUUAGCUACGCGGAAUCUUCAGCAACGCAUUCAAGAGAGUAAGAUGGCUAUCUCGAGUACUGUGGACCAGAUUGCGAAAAGAGAAGGUGCAUUAAGACGCGAAGAAGCGAGUCUCCAUGAUGCGAAGCUUCUCACCCGAGCUCUCGAAGAUGGAAUCGUUAGACUACGAGCACAGUACGAUGAUCGAUCUCAGAAAACGCCUGCAGCAGUAGUGGAGGAACUGGUGGCUUCAAAGCGCGCAAAAACGGAGUCCUACGAUAAGGAGAUGCAGAGGCUGGGGCAGGCUAUGAACGACUUCAUUAACGACUACGUAUCCGCUAUGAUCGCGGCUGAGGAGCUAGGCGGGCCAGUUGUGGGAGACAUGUUUGAUGUAGAGAAUGAAACUCUUGCUGCUGGAUUUACAAAGAAGGGCAAAGCAAAGUCCGGGAAGAAGGUCGUCUCGGAUAAGCUACGACAACGAAGGAUCGAUCAGAUAUGGGGCACCAAAGUGAUUGAGGAAGACGGCGGCGACGACGACGAACCGAUGACGGAGGCUGAAGCUGCUGACCAGGAAAUGCGGCAGCUCAUCGAGGAUCUGUUUGCCACAAUGUCUGGCCCAGGGGGUGGAAAGGGAUACUUGGAAUUGAAGAGGGAUUCGGCAGCCUCACGGUUCCUGAUCAGAGCAAAGAUUGCACAGUUCCACCCAAAGGACGCAAAGAAGAUACGACUGAUAGACUUUGGGAAAGAACUAGACGAUUGA